UUUGGCUAUUAACUGUGGAGGUGAAUCAUGGAAUGCUUCUAGCCCAUCCAUCAAUUAUGAAGCAGAUGAAAAUCCAUUAGGUGCUUCAUCAUUCUUCCUGAGUCCUGAAAAAAAAUGGGCAGUCAGUAACACAGGACACUUUAUGGAUAAUUCAAGCCAAACAACAUUACUAAAGAAAAAGCUCUAUCCGUGGUUUAAUACAAGAAAUAGUACAAUCUACAAGACAGCACGGUCUUCUCCUACUUCCUUGAGAUGCUAUGGAUUGUGCCUUCACAAUGGACCAUAUAAAGUACAACUCCACUUUGCUGAGAUAGAAUUUUCCAGUGACAAAUCAUUUUCAAGUCUUGGAAGGCGCAUCUUUGAUGUCUAUAUUCAGGGAACUAGGAAGUUGAAAAAUUUCAACAUUGAAGAAGCUGCUGGAGGCUCUGAAAAGGGAGUUGUAAAAAAUUUCCACGUGAAUGUGACUAAAAACUACUUGGAGAUUCACUUUUUAUGGGCUGGAAGGGGAACAUAUAAUGUGCCAGAGGAGGGGACAUAUGGACCUCUGGUAUCAGCGAUUGUAAUUACUCCUGAAUUUACUGUUGAUAAAAGUAACAGAAUUCCUAUGAUUAUUGGCAUAGUUUUCGGGGUUUUAAUUUCUUUAGGCUUGGCAUUGUGCUUGUCAUUCAUCUUUAUUAAGAAAAGAAAAGGAAUCAAUAAUGAAUUGAAGGACGCUCAUCUGAGUAAAGAAUUGACAAAUAUGAAAGCAAUUUCCAAUCAUUUCAGUCUAGAAGAGAUAAGAAAUGCCACAAGUGAUUUUCAUUCCGAGAAUAAGAUAGGAGAAGGCGGGUUUGGUGUUGUUUUCAAGGUAAUCCUCCCAGAUGGAAAAAUGGUGGCAGUAAAGCAGAUGUUUUCCAAAUCAACACAAGGGAAUCGUGAAUUCCUAAAUGAAGUAGCUAUGAUCUCUGCAGUGCAGCAUCCCAAUCUGGUGAAAUUGUAUGGUUGUUGUAUUGAAGGAAAACAGCUGCUCCUGGUAUAUGAAUACGUGGUGAACAACAGUCUAGCUCGUGUUUUAUUUGGUCCUCAAGAAUUCAGGCUUAAUCUCAAUUGGCGUGCACGAUAUAAUAUUUGCCUUGGAGUUGCACGUGGUUUGGCAUAUCUACAUGAAGAAUCUAGACUGAGAAUCAUACAUCGAGACAUCAAAUCUACAAACAUCCUCUUAGAUCAAGGUCUGAAUCCAAAAAUAUCAGAUUUUGGCUUGGCAAAGUUAUUUGACCGGGAGAAAACUCAUGUCAGCACCAGGGUGGCGGGAACAAUUGGGUAUACGGCUCCCGAAUAUGCUUUAAAAGGUCAACUCACAGAGAAGGCAGAUGUAUACAGCUUUGGAAUAGUUGUCCUUGAAGUUGUAAGUGGUAGAGUACACACGGAAAAAAACUUGCAGGGAGAGAUGUCUUAUCUAACGGAAUGGACUUGGAAUUUGUAUGGAGAGGACAGACAACUUGAUUUGGUCGAUGUGAAUGUUAAAAGUUCCAGCUACUCUGAAGAGGAAUUUUUAAGGAUGAUCAACAUGGGCCUUUUAUGCAUCCAAGUGAAUCCUACACUGCGACCAUCAAUGUCAACCAUUGUUGAUAUGCUGGAGGCAAAAGUAGAUGUCAAUGUUUCAAAUUGCCAACCUCCAUAUCUCAGCUCUAAGCAGUCCGAUUUCCUUGCAGAAGAGAAACCAUUGUCUCAUGGUAGUAGCUUGGAGGGACCAUUGAAAGGAAGCUUCUCUUACCAAGAAAGCUCUGUUGUCCAACAAGAAAUAGAUGAUGAUAAUGAUGAGAACAGCCUGAUAUUAAAUCAAGCCUCUGCUGACUUGUACCCAGUUUCAAUAUCUGAGCUCCCUCCAUCACAAUCUCAUAUGUAAAGGGUGCUUUUAUCAUGAUGAAUGGAAGUAACAGAUUUUCGUAUA
Molecule: messenger RNA, 1930 nt
Organism: Cryptomeria japonica (Japanese cedar)
Lineage: Eukaryota; Viridiplantae; Streptophyta; Pinopsida; Cupressales; Cupressaceae
Product: probable LRR receptor-like serine/threonine-protein kinase At1g07650
Biological process (GO): protein phosphorylation
Molecular function (GO): protein binding; ATP binding; protein kinase activity
Source: RefSeq, a predicted model, not a curated record